AAGCUGGGAAGGAGCGAGGUAGCGGGGGCGCGAGGCGUUUACCUGGGAGGCAGCGGCUGGGGCGCGCACAGCGGCUGCGGCUCCCCCGCACCUGCGGCCAUGGAUGAAGAGCGCGCCCUCUACAUCGUCCGGGCCGGCGAGGCGGGGGCUAUCGAGCGGGUCCUGAGGGAUUACAGCGACAAGCAUAGGGCUACUUUCAAAUUUGAAUCAGCAGAUGAAGAUAAAAGAAAGAAACUCUGUGAAGGCAUAUUUAAGGUCCUUGUCAAGGAGGUCCCAACGACAUGCCAAGUGUCCUGCCUGGAAGUACUCCGCAUUCUCUCCAGAGACAAAAAGAUCUUAGUUCCUGUAACAACUAAGGAAAAUAUGCAAAUACUGCUGAGACUAGCCAAGCUCCACGAGUCGGAUGAUUCUUUGGAGAAGGUGUCAGAGUUCCCGGUUAUUGUGGAAUCAUUGAAGUGUCUGUGUAACAUCGUGUUCAACAGUCAGAUGGCACAGCAGCUUAGCCUGGAACUGAAUCUCGCUGCAAAGCUCUGUAACCUCCUAAGAAAGUGCAAGGACCGAAAAUUUAUCAAUGACAUAAAGUGCUUUGACUUGCGCUUGCUCUUCGUCUUGUCACUUUUGCACACUGACAUCAGGUCACAAUUGCGCUAUGAGCUCCAGGGACUCCCGCUGCUAACCCAGAUCUUGGAAAGUGCCUUUAGCAUCAAGUGGACCGAUGAGUAUGAGUCGGCCAUAGACCAUAAUGGACCUCCUCUCUCACCUCAGGAGACAGACUGUGCCAUUGAGGCCCUCAAAGCUCUGUUCAAUGUGACGGUAGACAGUUGGAAGGUGCAUAAAGAGAGCGAUUCUCAUCAGUUCCGUGUCAUGGCAGCUGUCCUUCGCCAUUGUUUACUAAUUGUAGGUCCAACUGAAGACAAAACUGAAGAGCUGCACAGUAAUGCCGUCAACCUUUUAAGCAAUGUCCCAGUCUCUUGUUUGGAUGUUCUCAUUUGUCCAUUAACCCAUGAAGAAACUGCUCAAGAGGCAGCAACUCUAGAUGAACUGCCCAGUGAUAAGACAACGGAGAAAGACACAGCUUUGAAAAACAGUACCAUGGUAUACAAUGGCAUGAAUAUGGAGGCCAUUCACGUUUUACUCAAUUUUAUGGAGAAGAGAAUUGAUAAGGGAAGCAGCUAUAGAGAGGGUCUAACUCCAGUUCUCAGCUUAUUAACAGAAUGUUCCCGAGCCCAUCGGAACAUCCGAAAAUUUCUCAAAGAUCAGGUUUUACCACCUUUGAGGGAUGUGACAAAUCGACCAGAAGUUGGCUCAACUGUGAGAAAUAAGCUGGUGCGUCUCAUGACACAUGUCGACCUCGGAGUCAAGCAGAUUGCUGCUGAGUUCCUUUUUGUCCUUUGCAAAGAGAGAGUGGACAGCCUGCUGAAGUACACUGGCUACGGGAACGCUGCAGGACUCUUGGCGGCCAGGGGCCUCUUGGCUGGAGGAAGAGGAGAUAAUUGGUACUCAGAGGACGAGGACACAGACACUGAAGAAUACAAAAACGCAAAACCAAACAUUAAUCUUAUCACUGGUCAUUUAGAGGAACCAAUGCCAAACCCUAUAGAUGAAAUGACAGAAGAACAAAAAGAAUAUGAAGCCAUGAAACUUGUCAACAUGCUUGAUAAACUUUCCAGAGAGGAGUUGCUUAAACCAAUGGGACUAAAACCUGACGGGACAAUAACGCCUUUGGAGGAAGCACUCAGCCAGUAUUCUGUCAUCGAAGAGACCAGCUCAGACACAGACUGAAAGCAUCGUCACCUGCUCCACUCUCAAUAUGGCUUUUAUCAGCAUCUUUUCUCUGUAGCUCCAGGGGAAUCUUUUUCUCUAAAACGUUUAUGCCCUCGCUUUGGCUAGAAACACAUUAACUGGUUUACUCAUUGGGAAUCCAGCAUAUUUAAGAGGUAAUCCUGUGUUUUCUGCAACAUUGAGGCAUUCAUACAGAGCUGCAGUUAGGCAGAGUUGCGGGGCUAGAAGCAGAAGCAGCCAUCCCAUUGCGCCAGGACAGAGUAUGGGACUUCACUCGGCAAGCAGCCCUGGUCAAAUCUGGCAGUCUUGUUGCCAGUAUUCCUAGCCGAAGAUUCAGCGUGUCCUUCCACCCACCCGUGUAAACUGCCCCUUCUGAGUCUCUCCAGCGACCUGGGGCCCAUGAGAGCCCGAGGAGCUGAUAAAUAAGGGCUGAGGCAAGUGACUCCUUAGAUCAGCACUGACUGAACAGAAGCCAGGCAGCUGCUCCGUAAGCCCAGCCCUACCCUUCAUUUCAGUUUUAUACAAAUGUGGAAACACACACACACACACACACACACACACACACACA
Molecule: messenger RNA, 2350 nt
Organism: Mus pahari (shrew mouse)
Lineage: Eukaryota; Metazoa; Chordata; Mammalia; Rodentia; Muridae
Gene: Ric8b
Product: RIC8 guanine nucleotide exchange factor B
Exons: 10
Coding region: 100-1782 (560 amino acids)
Biological process (GO): G protein-coupled receptor signaling pathway
Cellular component (GO): plasma membrane; cytoplasm
Molecular function (GO): G-protein alpha-subunit binding; guanyl-nucleotide exchange factor activity
Source: RefSeq, a predicted model, not a curated record